CUCUCUCUUCAUUAUACCGCACUGUGCUGUAGUUCUGCAGCCACGUCGCAGACAGAGACAGCAUCGCUCUUACAAACCUCACUGUCUUCAAACUGGACCGACAACAUCUUUAUCUCCUCGUACAGUUCGUGUUUACACACUUUUAUUUUUAAAAUAGUGACUCGUUACGGAUAAAUUGAGAGUAGUUCUCCGCUGUAGGCAUGGAACCAGAGGAUGUACAUUUCAGAUCAGCAGAACAUUUGAUAGGCGAGGAAGAGAAUGAGAAAGCAGCAUUCGAGAGGAAGGAGGAUGGAGAGGAACACCGCAAAGCAGGGAGACCACCGUUGUCCCGCAUCCCUACCUUUCAAAGCUCCCUGGGCCGCAAGCGAGUCACCGUCCAGAAUGCAGAGUCAUCACCGAAGACGGAUGGAUCUAUCCAGCAGAGCCAAAAAGAGAGAGCUGGCUCUACAGAGGCUGGAAGAGUGAAAAUGUCAGGAUCACUGCCUGUCCCUUCGGCUCGUUUACACACAAGCCUUGCUGAUGUUCUCUCUCAAGGGGAUAUCUCGGGUCACGCCUCCACUCUUUUGGCACCGAAAAUAAAUCAAUCUCUUGAUCAAACGCCUGAGAUUACAAAAGACUCUGAUCAGGUAGAUAUGUCACUAAAGCGACCCCCACUCAGGAAUGCCUAUGAGACCUCUGAUCUUGUCGUAGAGCCCGUUUCUGAAUUUGAAACCGCAAGCGGAGAGACCAUCUCAGAAGAUGAGCAGAUGUCGGCGCAGGAUGCCACCGUAGAGGAUCUGAGCUCAUGCUCCUCUGUUGAUCAGCAUGAGGCAUCUGAUCAAGCUUGUGAAGAAGAUACUUUGAGAGAUGAUAAUGAUAAUGGAAGUGUAGCCCAAUCACAUUGGACAGAAGAAAAUAGCGUCACAGGGAAUGAUGUGAAAUGUGUGGAAUGUGUUCCUGAUAAGGAUGAUGGAUCCAUACUUAGUGGUCAAGAUGAAACUGCUAAGAUCCAGAAACCUUCAGAUAGUAAAAAAUGCUUUAAAGAAACACAACAGGGAAGCCAAACUGCCAGUACUACUCAGACAAAACAUGCCGAGACCAAAACGUGUACACCCUCCAAGCAGACAAAAGGAAGGAGCUUUUCCCUUUACUGUCUCCUGCCCACCAUUCUCCUCCUUUUGGGUGGACUUGCAUCGCACGUCUGGCAGUAUGGAGUCCCUAAAUCUGUGUCACACCUGAUGUCACAACUGGAGCUGCACUGGUUGGAAAGUUUCUGGAUGCCUCAAGAGACAUGCACUUCUGACUGUAGGCUUACUAUUGUUGAGAGUGUCCCUGAGGGCCUCAGCUUCCCUUCCGGCUCGCCACACCUGCAGAGCCUUUCAGACACUUGGACUAAUCUACUAAACAAAGCAAACCGCUCUGUCCACAUUGGUGCUUUCUAUUUCACACUCCGAGAUUCAGAUUUAGGCCUUACGGAGCCCUCGUCUGUGCUGGGCAAAAAAGUGUUCAACCAGCUGAAGCAGCUUGAACCAAAAGGAGUGAGGUUGAAGAUCGCUGUAAACGCCCCUCAGCCGUACAUCGCAGACACAGACGAACUGGUUGCAACAGGGGCUAAGGUCAGGGGAGUUGACCUGCAGAGCAUCACUGGAGGCAUUUUGCACACCAAACUAUGGGUUGUGGAUAAGAAACACAUGUAUUUAGGGAGCGCAAACAUGGAUUGGCGUUCCCUUACCCAGGUGAAAGAAGUUGGAGUGUCUGUGGAAGACUGCAGCUGUCUAGCACAGGACGCCUCACGGAUAUUUGACGUGUACUGGGACGUUGGAGCUCAGAAGAAUGGAUCUCUACCUCCUUUCUGGCCGGGCCGUUUCUCCGCCCUCUCCAGUUCUAAGUACCCAUUAGCUGUUAAAUUCAACGGUGUCCCUGCACGUGUCUAUUUGUCUAGUUCUCCUCCUCCUUUAUCAUCACAUGGCCGUUCUGACGAUCUCUCAAGCAUCCUGUCAGUAAUUGCUGAUGCUGAGCGGUUCAUAUAUGUGUCUGUGAUGGACUACCUUCCCAUGUCCCAGUUCACGGAGCCCAUUCGGUUUUGGCCUGUCAUCGACUCGGCCCUCCGUGAGGCAGCUUGCACGAGAGGUGUUGAGGUGAAGCUGUUGGUCAGUUGUUGGAGUCAUUCUCCUGGUGCCAUGUUUGUUUUCCUCCAGUCUUUAUCGGUCCUCAACAAGCCCCCUCUGAGCUGCAGCAUUCAUGCUAAAGUUUUUGAGGUGCCUUCAACACGAGAGCAGCAGAGGAUCCCGUUUGCACGUGUUAACCAUGCCAAGUACAUGGUGACUGAUCGAGUUGUUUACAUCGGAACUUCCAACUGGUCUGAGAAUUACUUCACCCAGACGGCAGGGGUUGGGCUUGUGGUGAAUCAGACGGGUUCUGCAGUAGGGCAGGGCCAGAAAACCAUUCAGAGCCAGAUGCAGGAGAUUUUCCAGAGGGACUGGCAUUCAGAAUACGCUCAAACCCUCACUGAUGUUCACGCGGAGCACUGCAGCGGAAAAAAGCUUACAUAAUAUACCACGCUCUUUAUUUGUUAUGUUGCUAUGCACUAUGAUUCAAAAAAUAAAAACAUCAGACACCAAAAACUCAAAACCCUGCAGCAUUCCUGCCUACUGAUAACUUAUUUAUGAUGGAUGUAUUUGCCAAAAGGAUGCUGUGCAUUUUUAAUGUUUGUUAUAAAUAUGGCAUAUAUUCUUUUUUUUUCAAGUGCAUUUAUUGUAUAUUUGCAUUAUGUGACAUUUGCCAGAAUAAGGACAAGGUUCUUGAGCAAGCCCUGAUCGCUGAUGUUGAACUGGUUAAACAUGCAUGUAAGUGAAGUAAUAGGUGCCUUGGCUUUAAUGACUGUAAAGUUUGUUUUCAAAUUAAACUGCCAAGAAAAUG
Sinocyclocheilus grahami is the source of this 2898-nucleotide messenger RNA. It is a transcript of the gene pld7, whose product is annotated as phospholipase D family, member 7. The coding region runs from base 201 to 2531 and encodes 776 amino acids. The transcript is spliced from 11 exons. Gene Ontology annotation, molecular function: catalytic activity. The record is from RefSeq and is a predicted model, not a curated record. NCBI's taxonomy places the organism in Eukaryota, Metazoa, Chordata, Actinopteri, Cypriniformes, Cyprinidae.